UUGGUGGAUGCAAUUGAUUUCGGAUAACGUGGCCAAUAUCAUGCACAUCACGAGAGCGACGCAUCCCUCCCCAUCAUCACCUCCCUUGCUCUCCCUUCAUAGGCCUAAACGUGCUAUUACCUCUUCAAUAACUUGAAUUCCAAUUUUCUCCUUGAGCUUCCAAGAAAAUGACAGUGUCGGCCGAUGGCCGGUUAUCACUCUCUGCCGCUGGCCAGCUACGUGGCAACGUUGCAUUGGCGGGGAGGAAUUCGAGGCUUGUGAAGUUUUGCAAUGGAGAGUUGAUGGGGAAGAAGCUUAGCAUGACCCCCAAACAUCAAGGUCUUAGUAGUAACAAGAAUGCCAGGCAAACUAUUUGCAUGUCACUUACUACUAACAUAGCAGGGGAGUCCAAGCUAAGGGACCUAGAGCUGGAAAAGCGGAACCUGAGGACAGUUGUGGCAGUUAUUCUGGGAGGAGGAGCUGGUACUCGUCUUUUCCCUCUCACCAAGCGACGUGCCAAGCCUGCAGUUCCGAUUGGCGGUGCAUACAGGCUAAUUGAUGUGCCAAUGAGCAACUGCAUUAAUAGUGGGAUCAACAAAGUGUACAUUCUCACCCAAUUUAACUCGGCUUCACUUAACAGGCAUCUCUCCCGUGCCUACAACUUUGGCAACGGGGUCAACUUCGGAGAUGGCUAUGUUGAGACCCUGUCAGCCACACAAACUCCAGGAGAGGCUGGUAAAAGAUGGUUCCAAGGGACUGCAGACGCCGUUCGACAGUUUCACUGGCUUUUUGAGGAUGCAAGAAGUAGGGAGAUUGAGGAUGUGCUGAUUCUAUCAGGGGAUCACUUAUAUCGAAUGGACUAUAUGGAUUUUGUUCAGAACCAUCGACAGAGUGGUGCAGACAUCACCAUUUCUUGCCUUCCUAUAGAUGAUAGACGUGCCUCAGAUUUUGGUCUAAUGAAGAUAGAUAAUAAAGGAAGGAUUCUGUCUUUCAGUGAAAAGCCCAAGGGACAAGAGUUGAAAGCAAUGGCAGUAGAUACAACAGUUCUAGGACUCUCAAGAGAUGAGGCUGAGAAGAAACCGUAUAUUGCCUCCAUGGGAGUGUAUGUCUUCAAGAAGGAGAUACUUCUGAACCUUUUGAGAUGGCGUUUUCCAACUGCAAAUGACUUUGGAUCAGAAAUAAUCCCUGCCUCAGCCAAAGAGUUCUUCAUAAAGGCUUAUCUCUUCAAUGAUUAUUGGGAAGAUAUAGGAACUAUCAGAUCUUUCUUUGAAGCAAACCUUGCCCUCACUGAGCAUCCACCAAGGUUUAGCUUCUACGAUGCAGCAAAACCAAUAUAUACAUCAAGGAGAAAUCUACCGCCCUCAAAGAUCGACAAUAGCAAGCUGGUUGAUUCAAUCAUAUCUCAUGGAAGUUUCUUAACUGAUUGCUUCAUAGAACACAGCGUUGUCGGUAUCAGGUCUCGAAUAAACGCUAAUGUUCACCUCGAGGAUACGGUGAUGCUUGGAGCUGACUUUUACGAAACCGGUGAAGAAAAAGUAGCACUUUUAGCUGAGGGAGGAGUUCCUGUUGGAAUAGGAGAAAACACUAAAAUCAAAGAUUGCAUCAUUGACAAAAAUGCCAGAAUAGGGAAGAAUGUUGUUAUUGCCAACUCAGAGGGUGUACAAGAGGCCGAUAGAUCAUCAGAAGGGUUCUACAUCCGAUCCGGAAUCACUGUCAUAUUGAAAAACUCAACAAUUAGAGAUGGUUUUGUUAUAUAAAUGAAAUUAUUCAUGAUCCAUUUUUUGUUGAUUAGGCUCAAGAAAGAUUAGUAUGAAAAGGAUCUAUGUUCAUUAAUAGUUACAGUAUAAUGCAACCCAGCCUCACAAAAGUGAGAAGAGUUUUUUA
Molecule: messenger RNA, 1863 nt
Organism: Theobroma cacao (cacao)
Lineage: Eukaryota; Viridiplantae; Streptophyta; Magnoliopsida; Malvales; Malvaceae
Gene: APL1
Product: ADP glucose pyrophosphorylase large subunit 1
Biological process (GO): glycogen biosynthetic process
Molecular function (GO): glucose-1-phosphate adenylyltransferase activity
Source: RefSeq, a predicted model, not a curated record